Molecule: messenger RNA, 1254 nt
Organism: Solanum tuberosum (potato)
Lineage: Eukaryota; Viridiplantae; Streptophyta; Magnoliopsida; Solanales; Solanaceae
Product: protein PHLOEM PROTEIN 2-LIKE A10-like
Exons: 1
Coding region: 1-1254 (417 amino acids)
Source: RefSeq, a predicted model, not a curated record
AUGGCUUUGAAUUAUGCGGAUUUAAAGCUAUUAAGGAAGGGUUUGGGUUAUACUAGGAGAAAUAGGAACUGGGUUGUUGCUUUAGGAGCUCUAGGUGUUACUGGUUAUGGCGCUUAUAGGGCUUAUUACUCACCCUCUAUGGUUAGAAAGAGGAAAAGAUUUUUGAAGCUCAUAAGUGCUUUUGUUUCUUUAGCUGAGAUGGUGGCUGAUUCUGCUGAUGUAAUUGGGAUUGUUUCGAAAGAUCUGAAGGAAUUCAUUUCCUCUGACUCUGAUCAUAUUCCUAGAAGUUUGAAACAGAUUUCUAAGAUUGCUAAAUCAGAUGAGUUUUCACAAUCUAUUGUUAAGGUCACUAGUGCGUUGACCGUAGGAGUUGUGCGAGGCUACCAGCAAGAAACUGCGGAAAAUGGUGUUUCUGGGGCUGCAAAUUCUGGGCUUUUUGACCAGGUUUUAGAUAAACUGUUUACUGAUGCAGGGUCUGGUUUUGCUUCUGUAAUUGUUGGGAGCUUCGCGAGGAAUUUGGUUCUUGCUUAUUGUUCGGACAAAAAAGGCAAUGCUACUGAUUCUGAUAUUGAACACUCUGUUCCAGGAUGGGCUGAUGUUCUAUGCCAGGACAAGUGCAGAGAACUUAUAGGAAAUUGUAUACAAUUGUUUGUGAGUACUGCAGUUGCUGUGUAUCUUGAUAGAACAAUGAACAUCAACACCUACAAUGAAAUCUUUUCUGGGUUAACAAAUCCCAAGCAUGAAACCAAAAUGAGAGAUAUGUUAGUAGCCAUAUGUAGUGGUGCCAUUGGAACUUUUGUCAAAACUUCUCAUCAAGUUUUGACAAAUGGUGAUAUGGAUACAACUUCGGAAAUAUAUUCGUCUAUGCCACUUAGUUUCAAAGCCAAGAAAUUUUGGGACGAAGAUGAGAACAUGUACACUGGGUGGACAAAUAAAGUAUCUUCUACUUUGGCAGUGCCAAGAAAUAGAAGGUUUAUUCUUGAUUUGACUGGGAGGGUCACCUUUGAGAGUGUUAGAUCUUUCUUGGAGUUUCUUCUGGAAAAGUUGUAUGAGUGUGUGCGAAAAAGCAUAGAUGUUGUCCAGGAGGAAGUUGUGACUCUGAGAAGAAGUGUAGAUGUUAUACAAGAGGAAGUGGUUGAUAGGAGUAGUGAAGCUUGCAGGUAUGUGAGUGGGAAAUCUUCUAUUGCUGUUAGUGUAUGCCUCGCUUUGUGUUUGCACAUACUUAAUGGUCCUUGGAUCUUGGUUCCAAAUUAG